AAGCCAAGGACUAUAUGUACAUGAUGAUCAUCCAAUCUGCAGCUCUUCCUUCUGUUUCUGAAGGUUAUUCCCACAUACCAUUAUACUAACUUCUUGCUUUUCAGAACACUGAAAAAUUGGGUAUCAUCCACAGACUUAAGCAGCUCAUUGCUUAUCCUUAAGCCAAAAUCCAUUCUGAACAUUAGCAAGCAUUAGUCCCGACGCUGAUCCAUGUCUUACUUCCCUGCACUAAAAGUUGCUCAUUCAUUCUUGCUGGUUUUUUUUCUAUGUUUUAGCUACAGCCAGUUUGGUAUACUGCUUAAGGCAUCAGGUUAGAAACCAGGGGACCAUCCAUCCCAUCUUGGGUACAAAGCCAACUGGGUGAUCUUUGGACCACUUUCUCUCAGCCCUAGGAAGGAGGCAAUGGCAAACCACUUUUGAAAAAUCUCGCCAAUAAAAUUGCAGAGACGUGCAAGUUCUUGGAAGUCUCCAAGAAUGUUUUAGAUAGUUAACAAUAAGUGGAUGAAUCCUCUUAUCUCAUGACCACUACGUUUGCUCCUUUGUUGAGGAAAGUUAUCAAACGCUUUUUGAAAUUUUGCAAGGGUGGAUACAAUAGAUGCCUAUAUGCAUUUUUGAAAACUGUUUAACUCUGGAUCUGGUGUAUCCCAGGCAAUCAAGAGCAGCAUUCCUGUGACAUGUUUUUCCUUUACAAAAGACAAAGAAUUCAAGUAAUCUGGAAGAUUGGAUGAGAUCAUCCUGUAUUUUAUGAAAAGAUUCUGCUGGCUCAGUCACCUGCCUGGAAGGCACAGAGUCCCAUAACAUGAAAGCAUGAUGUUACCAGUUAUUUCAAGAAGAGGAAGGGUAGAGUUCUCUCUUUGGGAAAUGACCACACUUGAUUAGAGUCAGGAACGGUAGUGUGUGUGUUUGUGAGUGUGUGUAGAUGUAUUUUAGAACAAACAGUAUAAAGAUGGUUUCCUGAAUCUAACAGGAGAGGCACUUGUCUCCAUAGCCAGUGUUCAGUGUCAUAUCCUUCUGAAGUCUCCAGGGGAAGGAUAAUGGGUAGGGGUGCCAGGAAAUGACAGAUUUCUGGUCUGAUACAAAGCAAUCCCACUGGAGCAAAGGGGGUUAUGGAAAGUAUAAAUAAAGCUGGUCCCAAAACAGCGUGAGAAUCAUUAAUGAGAACACUGGUCUGAGAGAAAACGAUGAUUAUGGAAUAUGGUGUUUUCCCCUUCGGUUUUGAUCCUACAUGUUGCUUUUACAACACACUGCUUGACCAGCAAAGCCGGCUAUGCAACUACAUCAAGAAACUCCAAGAGAUAUUACAGAGACUCAGUAAACUGAACAGAUGUUCUCUCAUUGCAUAUCUAACGGGAAAUUCUUUAAGUGCUGCUGGAGCAAUUAUGGCCAUAGUGGGGCUGUCCUUGAGCCCUGCAACUCUAGGAGCCUCCCUCUUGGCUUCUGGGGUGGGUUUAGGAGUGGCGGCUGCAGGAGGGGCUGUUUCCAUGACUUCAGACCUUUCUUUAGUGCUCUGUAACUCCAAGGAGGUGAAAAGAAUAAAAAAAAUUGCCCUGGCUUGUCACAAUCAGAUGAAGGAAACAAUGAAUUGCUUGGAGUUCCUGCACCGCAGUUGGAAUCCCACCGAUCCUUUCUUAUUGCAGACUGAGAAAAAUGCUUCUAUUGCCCUUUAUAAUUCUGCCUGCUUCCUGGUAUUCUGUGGUCCUCAGGGCUUUCUGAUGCCUGAGCACAAAGAAGAGAUGACAAAAGUGAGCUAUACUCUACUUAGGGCAAAAAUCCAGAAACUGGCAGAAAACCUAGAAGCCUGUGCAAGGCACAUGGAUGAAAUCUGCAAGCUUUUAGAAAGAAGGAAAGCAUGUUCUUGGAGGACAAAAGGAUUAGAAUGUUGACAUAGGAUCAAUGGUCAGAAUGACUCUGCAGUAACACAAGUCUUCUUGAAAAAAAAAUGAAACUUGGGCAUAAAAUGCUAAAUACCAGUACUGUGAUUUAAAAUUAAUAUUUUAUGUACCCAGGAAUUUUCUCUACACAUUUCCUAGGAUCUGCAAUUCUCUGCACCCUUCUAUUUUGUUUUAUUUUUUGAUGAUUAACAUAACAUACAGAAACCAUGGUUCUAUCAGUUGUAGUCUAUACUUUCAGCACAUUUCAAGGGAAGUUGUUUGUCACAAAGCACCAUACUUAGGUUUUCUAGGCAGGAAAAGUUUUCCAAAAGUCCGACUGAAUGAUAGCACAAUAAGCUGAAGUUUCCUUAACACAUGAAAUUUCAAUUAAUGUUUCACAAUAAUAGAAAAAAAUAGGGAAUAAUUUUCAAAGCUCUGACAGUAAUUUUAUUUGAAUGCUCAAGAGGUCAUGAUGGAAUACAAAUGUUUGGCAAGUCCAAAACCUGUUGAACUGUGAGAAUGAGACAGAUAAGCAAAGCCUAAAUAUUUCUGAACUUCUCCUUAUGAUGUUCUCAUAACAGAUGGGAAUUUGCUCUACAAGUAGGUUUAGGACUGAAUCAUUUCUUUUCUUUCCUUUUGUUUCUCUGACUUUAUAAUCUUUGUCUCAUUUGUCAUAGCUAUCUUUCAUGUACUCUUUUCACACAUAUGCCAAAAUAUCAUGUAGUUUUAUAUUUAUUUAUAUGGGCCAAUAUUAUUGAACUCUUUGUCUAAACGAAUAAGAACAUUGUCAACACAAGACAGAAUAAGAUAUUCUUCACUGUAUCUAAGGCAACGUCUUUAAAAUGCUUGAAGUCAUUCUCUUUGUUAAUAUUUUCAUUCAAAAGACAUGAUAAAGAAGCCAGAACAAGUCUUUUUUCAAAAUUCUGUUAAAAUUUCAUUUUAAGAAUUAUUUUUAAUAGAUCAUUUUCCUGUGCCUUUAUAUCCAGAAACAUUUUACUACAAUGUGCAAAAAUAACAUUUUUUUAAGAAAAGCCUUCGCAGAUUGAAUCUUUUAGUAAAAACUGUUUUAUAUAAAAAUUA
This is a messenger RNA of Crotalus tigris (Tiger rattlesnake), 2951 nucleotides long. It is a transcript of the gene APOLD1, whose product is annotated as apolipoprotein L domain containing 1. Gene Ontology annotation, molecular function: lipid binding. The record is from RefSeq and is a predicted model, not a curated record. The transcript has 2 exons. Bases 1182 to 1883 code for a protein of 233 amino acids. Gene Ontology annotation, biological process: lipoprotein metabolic process; lipid transport. Gene Ontology annotation, cellular component: membrane; extracellular region. NCBI's taxonomy places the organism in Eukaryota, Metazoa, Chordata, Lepidosauria, Squamata, Viperidae.